AUGUCAGGCUUUUCAUCAUUAUUUGGAAACUCAAAUAAAAAUUAUGAUGAAUCAUUAAAUAAAAUUUUUAGUACUAAAACUGAUGGUCCAAUAUCAACUGAUCAAUUAAUUUCUAAAAAGAGAACCAUUAUAAAUGUACCUGAGAGCUCAGUCAAAAGUAAGAAAAGAAAGCAAUCAGCAGACAAGGAGGAGGAAGUCAAUGAAAUUGUAAAAGAUGAUGAAGAAGAAGAAGAGGAAGAUUCAAGUGAGGAUGACUCAGAUGAAGCUGAUGAUUCAGAGGAUGAAGAUGAAGAAAUUGUAGAAGAUGAAGAAAUAAUAGAGCCAAAAAUUACUACUAAAAAAUCAAAAAAAAGAGAUGAAAACUACGAUUUAGAAGCCAGAUAUUUCGAGAAAAAUUUCAAAAACGAUGAAGAACCUACAAUCCCAAAAGAACAAGAAGAAAAAGAUGUAGAAGACUCAGAAGAUAAUCUAGCUAAAGAAACCAAGCCCUCAAAAGCACAAUCAGCAUCAACUAUAGAUUUUAAAGAAUCAGAAAUGGAAAAAGCAGAAAGAACUGUAUUUGUAGGUAAUGUACCAAGUGAUGUUGUAACAUCAAAAACUAAAACCAAAGAAUUUAAAAAGCUUUUCAAAAAAUAUGGUAAAAUUGAAUCAAUAAGGUUUAGAUCAAUAUCAUUUGAAGAAAAUUUACCAAGAAAAAUAUCAUUUGCUAAAAAGAAUUUACAUAAAUCAAGAGAUUCAGUUAAUGCAUAUAUUGUAUUUUCAGAAAAAUCAUCAUCAUUAUUAGUUUGUAAAAAAUUAAAUGGUAAAAUAUUUGAAAAUCAUCAUUUAAGAGUAGAUCAUAUUGCACAUCCAUCACCAAAAGAUAAUAAAAGAACAAUAUUUGUUGGAAAUUUAGAUUUUGAAGAACAAGAAGAAAAUUUAUGGAAAUAUUUUAAUUCAAAAUUAGAAAAUGAUGUUGAAUCAGUUAGAAUUAUAAGAGAUUCUAAAACAAACAUGGGGAAAGGAUUUGCAUUAGUACAAUUUAAAGAUUCAUUAUCAGUAAAUAAAGCAUUAAUGUUAAAUGAAAAACCAAUGGAUAUAGUAAGUGGUAAUAAAAAGGGAAGAAAAUUAAGAAUAUCAAGAGCAAAAUCAAAUGCAAAACCUUCAUUGUUGUCACCAAAUCAUUAUGAAAAUUUGAAAAAGACAUAUGCAUCAAAUAAAUCAAAAGAUCAAGCAAAUAAAUUAACUGAUUCACAAAAGACUAAAAUAGGAAGAGCUCAAAAUAUUUUAGGAAAAGCUGAUAGAUCAAGUAUUGGUAAAAAAAGUAGAACUACUAAUAGUAAUAAUCAACAACGAAAUAAAUUUAUAGUUGAAGGUCAAAGGGCAACAAAAGGAUCAAAAAUUGUUGGUAUAAAAGGUUUAAAAAAUAGUGGUAAAGUUAAAAAACCAAGAAUUAGAGAUAGAUCAACAAAAUUUAGAAAUGAAAGAGCAUCAAUGGAGAAUGAGUUAAAGAAAUAA
Molecule: messenger RNA, 1497 nt
Organism: Lodderomyces jiufengensis
Lineage: Eukaryota; Fungi; Ascomycota; Pichiomycetes; Serinales; Debaryomycetaceae
Exons: 1
Coding region: 1-1497 (498 amino acids)
Molecular function (GO): RNA binding
Source: RefSeq, a predicted model, not a curated record